Paramuricea clavata is the source of this 10134-nucleotide messenger RNA. The record is from the annotation of a GenBank genome assembly. Lineage: Eukaryota; Metazoa; Cnidaria; Anthozoa; Malacalcyonacea; Plexauridae.
GGCCAUUUUGGCGUCAUAUUUAUAUUUACACUUUUAAUAAAACGCACAUUUGAUUUUCAGUUUCUUUCACUGACAUUGAAAAGGAGAAACUUCGACAGCUGCCUAAUCGGGAAUGUAUCCUAUAUUUUGUCAAAUGCUCAGAUAUUGUUUAUGUUUAUGAUAUACUGUAUAUGGUAUGGCUGUACAUGCAUGGUAUAUAGUUAUUUGAAGCUUAUACUGAUAUCACUUGACGUCGCCACUGAAAAUCACUUUUGUGACUGGACGCCCUGACUAAAUAUUGUGUAUUGUUUCAACUUAACACUGUUACUAGAUAUUUUCGAUCAUGAAGAAAUUUCAGUUUGCUACAGUCUGGUCGAUAUUAUGUUUGCAUUUUCUUAUAACAAGCGUACAACGUUUGGUGAGAAUACGGUAAGAAUAAUGCUAGCCCGUGCUGAAUUUCUACCCAGUUAACCUCAAAUUGUCUGUUUCACGAUUACAUGGUAAAUUUCAACCCGGGCCAAGUUAAGAUUUCACUCGUGCAAACGCGGGGAUGAAUUCUUAGCCCGGGCUGAAACGAUCAAGUCUCAAAAUGGAGCUAUAUUUAAAAUAUUGAAUAAAGAAUUUAAAAUGUUAUUCAUGUCUGUUAUUUGACUUGUGCGAGUCUUAAAAUAGUGCAGACAAAAUAAAUCCACUUCGGAAGGAUUGUCUUUCAACCUAGGCUGAAAUUUCCAGUCGAUUACAUGCCGAAUUUCUGCCCGAUCAACUUGGGGUUAGGGUUAGUUAAAUAAAAAGAUAGAUGUGAAGUGAGAAGAUGUGAAGUUACUGUAUAGCCGUGUAGAGGUUAGAUCUAACUUUAGAAAUUAGAGAACUUUUUCAACCUACCUACCCCCCCUCCCCCCCCCUCAAGGCGCUUUUUUCUUUCGAUCACGAGUAUGAGAUUAUAAUACGAAAUUGUGAAAGGGUCAACACUUUUAAAUACAUUUUACAGGUCGAAUCAGCAUGGACCAUUUCUAAAUUGAGUUCAACAUUAUCAUGGUUUGAGGUAACAUAAUAAUUUAUUAUCUGUCAAACUGAGCGUGUUAAUAACUUCUUAUUAACCGAACGCGAGGUCUGUAUAGAGAAAUAUCGGGCCGAGGUCUAGUUCAGUUAUUUUGUUUCGUUCUGUUCCGGGUUUUAGAAUGUCAAUGGCACACAUGCGGCCGAUCAUCUGUUGUACUUUCUAAGGUAAUCCCUUGAUAUAGACCUGUUUACCCGUCUUACCUAUUACUUUUCUAGAGAUUUACAAGUUUGGAAGAAGUGCUAGAUGCCUGUGUCCGCCGCUCUUUAUCCUACCCACUGUACAGAUACUGGGAAUUAAGUUGUAAAGUUUUGCAAGAUGUUAAAGAUAUCUUUAAACUUGGUAAAGUUCUUCUAUAAAUAGUACAUAACUCAUAAGUUGUUUUUUACCUACCCGGAAAUAACUUUAAAAAAGUAUCCGUAUAAAAUGUACAAAUUUCAUUUUGAUUUGAAAUUUUCAAAUUUUGUCUGAAAUUUCUUCGAUUUCGUGUGGACUCCCGGUGCCUAUAUUGGGUAAAUCUAUAGAAAUAAUAGAUAUCUAUUAUUCCUAUGGGUAAAUCACGUCAAUAAAUUAUAAUACUUUAUCGGCAACUACUGUUGAUCGAUUCGAAAACUAACCGCCACAAGUUUUUCAAUAUUUUAUAUUUUAUGCAUUACUAGGCUAACAAGCAAAUUUUCAACAGAGUCUUUGUCUUAUUCAAGACAAAAGUGUUUAAAAAUUUAUGAUUGAAACAAUCCAAGCAAGUGAAAUUAUAGCCAUUUGAAAUUCUCUGCAUAAAGCAUGCACCAAAACCCAGUCAGUCUUCAUUCGGCAAAAUCUAGCAGAAACUCCGGUAUUUUUUUACUUAAUUUCUCAAAAGCAAUAUACAGUGUAUUAUAUUUAUACUUCGUAAAACUGUUAGUCUUGAAGUAUUGUGUAAGUUGAAAUUAAUUUUGGAAGAAAAAAUAAUGACAGGUAUAUUUAGAAUCGACUCAUACUGUAGUUUUUGGUUAACCCAAUCUUUUGAGGAAACUGAUAACUAAAGUAUUUUUGUCGGGACAAAAUUUCCGACCAAUUUUGCAUUUGGUUGGGAAAACUAACUGUAAGAAAAUAUCCGAUGUUCGACCGUUAUUUGAGGCUCUGAUUUUACUGAAUUUGAGACUAUGCAUUGCUCAAAAGUCAAAAUAACACUUUAUUGAUCCAUUUUGCAUUUAAAUUUAAAUGUAUAGGUCGUAGAAAGAUCUUGAAAUGUUUACUCGAGAUUUUGAUGCUAUUUAAUGAAAGUGAACCGCGGUAUCUUCUCAAUGAACUUUACAUCACUGAUUAUUGCAUUUGGCUUCAAAAAGUAAAGUAAGUACAAGCGGAAACGUGUUCUUUUGUUUAUCAAGUGUCUGUAGCUUUUGUUUGUUUGUUUGUUUGUUUGUUCGUUUGUUCGUUUGUUCGUUUGUUCGUUUGUUCGUUUGUUCGUUUGUUCGUUUGUUCGUUUGUUCGUUUGUUCGUUUGUUUGUUUGUUUGUUUGUUUGUUUGUUUGUUUGUUUGUUUGUUUGUUUGUUUGUUUGUUUGUUUGUUUUUUUGUUUGUUUUUCUUUGCAAGUUUUAUAUUUUUUGAAGUCAGUUGCUGUUUUGAAAGAAUGCAUUAUUAAAUUUUCAAGAGGUUUUGUCUUUAUGGAGUCCAAUGUAUACAACAUCGUAUUUACUCGGUCUUGUUUAUCGCCCAAACUGAGGUGGGCAAGGCAUAAACCUCGGCGAACGAAAUAUUUUGAAGGGCAAGAAAAGAUUUUCCAAACAUUUUCAGGCUUGCUUGUUCGGAGUUCGACAAAUUUCCCUGCUUACAGAUUGAUCGUGCCCGUAUUUCUAACGUAGGGAAAGAAAAAUCGAGUCUUUGGCAAAGAAAUUGUUGGAGGUGAGAAAAAUCGUACAUAAUUUUGUUCAUUUAAUAUUGUAUGUAUGCAGUGCAUGGUAUUGGUCACUUCAAAUAGUGCAUAUAACCAAUUCGUAUGGCUGGUUGACGCAAAACUUCAAGUUAGGCUGCGAAAACAGACCUGGGUUAUUUUUGACCUGGUCAAACAGACCAUCUUUUUAAAAUGCGCCAGGAAAAUUAUUGUUUUGCUACCCGCUAUCAUCGAGGAAUAGAGAGCAAGUAAAGUUAAAAUUUUGUGCUUUCCGAAUACAUAUCGUCUAUAUUUCUCUUUCGACACACUUUAAAUAAUUAAUUGAUUAAAAUCAUACAUAUAAAAAUUUAAUCAUACAUACAAAUAAAAAUUUUUUUAAAAAAUUACAAAGUUGGCGGUAAAAUAUUCGUAAUUUGUAAAAAAAAAAUUAUUUGUAUAUAAUAUGAUUUUAAUCAAUUAAUUAUUUAAAGUGUGUCGAAAGAGAAAUAUGGACAUAUCGUCUUCGAAAAGCACAAAGUUAUCAAGCUCUUUCCUUGCUUCAACUAGAGAAAUUUCCCAAAUAUAAGAGUUAAAAUUACAGCAUUUGCAAUAGUAUACUUGUAUGAUUCUAUUGACGAUUAAAUUUUUAUUUCCAAGACCGAAAUAAGAAAAGAAUCAAUUGGUUGGGACCUAAAGGAACUGGAAACAGCCGCUAUUCUUGUAUAUAAUGAAGAGAAAGACCAUACCGCAGAUUCCGAAUCGAGUUCGUCCGAAUAUUCAACGGAAGACGACGAUGAAGAAACGGAAAGUAACGAUAGCACAGAUGGUGAUUCCACUGAAGUUGAAGAAGAAAUGAUUCAGCAAAAUGCUAUAAAAUGUUCUGAAAAGGCAAGUUUAUGUGAAGGUGAGUUGGAACAUGGUGAAAAAGGUACGGUGUAUCAGACAUUACGUGUUUUAAAUACGAAGCAAGCCAAUUUAAGUGUAAGGAAAAACGAAACUGAUUCAGAAAAUGAAAAAUUUCAUGAAGUGGAAGUACUGCCUUCAUUGUUUCCCAAACAACAAUUUGGCGGGAAAGACUUAGUGGAAAUUAUAGGUGGCGAUGAAGACGAUAAUAAUACAGUUUUUGCUGUUGAAGCAGAGAAAAGCGGAAUCAAUAGAACAAUAAAUGAAGGCGAAAAAGAGAUCGUUUUAACUGGAGAAACAGGUGAACAAGAUCUUUCUUGUAAAAUAUCGAGACUUGUUAUUAAAUGAAUGACAUUCGUGUCUUUUGACAUUAGGUACACUCUGAUGUCUGAAUGACAUUGAUAUAAAUAGCAACAAUAACGUAAUGCCAAUGAAAUUUUCAUAGCAAUACCAUGCAUGCUUUCUGAGAAAUUACAAAAAUCAUAAGAAAAUUUUUAAAAAAUAAUUAAGGAUGAGGUGUUUAUCUUUUUUAUGUAAAUGUACAUGCAAAACAUCUUUAAUGAAGACAACUGCAGGAACGGUUGGGCGAGAGGUUGUAUGUCUAAUACAACACGGACGUGAAUUUGUAUGUCUGAUACAACACGGACGCGAAUUUGUAUGUCUGAUACAACACGGAUGCGAACACUCAUAUUCUUCAACAAUUUAAAAUAAAUAAAUGAUAUUUGGUGAGAAAAUUGAACUUAAAGUGUAUGUAAAUCAGCAUGAUUUUGUAUCAGAUAUAUACACACUCCUUCAUGCUGAUAAUUUCUUUUGUGUUUUCUUCAUGAAUUAUUAGUGUAGAGUUUCACAUGUACUAUUUAAAACAUGAGCAGUAGUGUUAAAGAUACGUGUUAAACAGUGUUAAACAGAUCUAAGCCCUAAGGAUACGAAGCAAAGCCGAGUAUCUUUAGGUCUGAUAAAACACGCACUGCGAAUGUUUUAAAUUGCUUCAAAAACGAUCGAUCUAGUAAGUUCAUUGUCAAGUAAUUUGAAAAAAAUACGUUGUGUAGGUCGAGAAAAUCAAAGUUAAAGUUUAUGUAAAUCAAGGGAAAUCUCUAUCACAUAUAAAGAUACGACACGCUUAUGAUUUUUCUUUGCGUUUUCCUCAUGCUGAAUUAUUAGUGCGUUUUUGAAGCGUAUAUCUACAGUUUUACUGCAUGUAAUAAGCGUAUAUACAAUUGUGACUUGCAUUUAUGGAAUAAUAGUGCUAGACACGUGAUAAGAGCAAGAAGAAAAAUUCUAGCAGUACCAUUAGGCUCCACAUUGGGAACCCAGCGUCCGUUUUUGCAAAGGGUGAGAGGCGCCAUAAAGUUCUUGCCAUAAUAUGAUGUUAAAUACGUCGAAUGAUCUCUGGGACAUUUUGAAGUUAUUCCAAGAUACGAACAUGACUUUAAUGGAAACAAAACUUCUCGUUUGUGAAAUACGUUUCUGUAUUCAUCCCAUAAAACAUCUCCAUGGGUUUCAAUCAUGAAAAUAUCCAGGUAUAUUUUAGUGUGAAUGUAUAGUCGAGCGUGCGGGUCAAGUAUUGAACAAUCAUCGGUAGUCGUUCUGACAAUUUUACCAUAACAGUCCUGUCGAGGCGUAUGAGGUUGAGGGUGUGGAGAAUGUUUUUGAAGAAGCAAGUGAAUCUUUCCAUCAUUCAAGUCCAGAGGUUUCUUUGAUUCUUCAGCGUAUAAUUUAUGGUAAUCAUUUCGUAACAUACAAAUAUCUGCGUCGGUAUCUAAAGGUAUAAUAUCGCCGUUGCGUAGAGAACCUAACAUGGAACCAAAACAGAUAAAAAACUUGCUAAUAUUUCUACGUUCAGCUAUGAGGUUCCAAGUUUGAAGUAAAAUUUGAAGACCUUCUCUGUAAGGGUUCUCUUGACAACCUGUUCCAUAAUAUUCAUUCUGAAGAUGAAGCGCAUUCUGUUGUGUGUCAACCAUAUCGUGUAUCUGAAUGUCUUUUUUCCACAAUGAGGGAAAUCCUUUAUAUGGCUGGAUAUCACUUUGUAGAUUAUUUUCAUCGCUUACAUAGACAACAGUUAACAUUCCAUAUGAAAGAGCGAUGAAAAUAGGGAUAAGCUUUCUUCGAGAUGUCAUGGUCCUUGUUCACGUUGAAUAAACAGUUCUGACUACGCCGGGUGCUUGUCACCGACAAGAGUAUUCUACACUUAAGUUACUAAUUUGCAUAUAUAUCAUCGAUUAUCCUGAUUCCAAAGGUUCUUGUGUAUAAAUUACGUAUAACAUAAUAUAAUACGGCGGCAUAAGAACAUCUCAGUAUGGCUUCUGCAAUAAACAAUAAAUUAUUUACGCGUAUAUUAGUCAACUUGAUAACAUUCUGAAACUAUAAUAAUAUGAAACUGAAAAUAUGAAAUUGAGAAUAAUACGAAACUGGUUUUUCAUAUCUCUGAGGAUGGUUCUGAAAUUGGUAACGUUGAGCUUCUUGGAAUCGAAGAGUCAAAACUGAUAGCGUCUGAUAGAAUGUUUUUCUUGUAAAAUAUUAGUUAUUUAUAGUUACUUCAUAUCUACUAAAGGUCCAGACACACUGGACGCGAUUCGACAACGCGACGCGAUUUUUCGAUUUUCACUGACCGAUAACUUUGAUUCGAGUUUAAAUUUUCCAAAUAUUUAGAAGCGGUAUAACAUUUUGAGUUAUUUGGUCUACAUAUCUUUCAAAAUUUGUUCUCAUUGGCUGUUUUAUUAACUUUCAAAAACUAAAAAAUCGCGUCGCGUUGUCGAAUCGCGUCAAGCGAAUAAAAGACCUCGCGAAAUUUACACACGCGCGAAAUUAAAUACCUUAGGGCGCUUUCCAUUUAAACACGGUCAGAACGGUCAAUUUGUUGAAUGGAACACAAAACGUUUGAGCUUUGGACCUACCGUAUUUACUCGUUUGAGCGCCGCGGCGCUCUUUAAAUUUUCAGAGCUUCAGAUGCGGUGCUCAUUCGGGGGCGGCGCUCAAUCGGGGGCGGCGCUCUUUAAAAACAUCUUUUAUUUGUGAAUUAUAUCAAGAACUUUUGACAAUAAAAUAAACAAGUUUUGAAUGUCUUUGUCACUAAAUGUCCCCAUUUGACGGUGGAAAAUUAUUACACUGUUUAGUGCGGCGCUCAUUCGGGGGUGGCGCUCUUUAAAAAAAUAUGAUCUCAAAUGCGGCGCUCUUUCGGGGGCGGCGCUCAAUCGGAGGCGGCGCUCAAACGAGUAAAUACGGUAUCUGACCGGAAAAUUUAUAUAAAAUUAGAACGAGGUCCAUUUUCGCUAGUUCUUUCCAUUGAUACAGAGACAAAAAUUCGGGUCUGACAGUGUCAGGCCAUUAAACGGAAAACGUUAUAGUCGAAAUUUACACACGCGAAAUUAAAUACCUACACUGUUAUUUCCAAGGAGUGUUAUUUUAAUACCCCUUGGUGUCAGAGGGGUGUUAAAAAACAAAGGGAAUUUAAUUAAGGUGCACUAUUUCAAAUCGUAUAGGAUCAAAAAUUCGCUAAUAUUUUGGUCUUUGAGAUCCAUAAUAUUAAGAAAAAUAAGCAUGGAUAUGGGCAAGGAAUUUUUUGGCAUAUUUUGACCGUAUAAGUAUGCUAUAAUAUACAACAAAUGUUUUUGUUUCAAAGCGGCUUUGCUGUUAGGCUCGGUUCCAGCCAUUCCCUCUUGAGAGCCCCCUUAGAGGGAACGGCUGGAAUGAUUAGUCUCAUUGUUAAUCCAAAAUAGAAUUAAACAUCGACAAAGUAUAUCUGUUCGAAACUUCUCAUUCCCUUUUAAUUUGCUUGUGUAUACCCGUGUACUAGACAGCGAAAUUUAAUAUUACAAAAUAUGAUACUUUCUGUUGGAUUUCUGUUUUCAAAAAGCAAAGGAAUUCAGGCACUUUUUCAAAACAUACGAACACAAAUUCGUUAAUAUAUUGUUGUCUUCGAUAAUAGUAAGAUAAAUAGACAAUGAAUAUGAAAGGAGUUUUUCGGUUUAUUCUGACAACAGGCAGUAACGAGGGCAGUAUAAAGCUCAAAAUAUACAAAUAUUAACAAGUUUGGUUGUAAGUUUUUUGUAGGUUUGCAUGGCGAUAAAACAUAUAAUAUUAUUGUUUGUGGAAACACCACGUAAAUUUAUUACUGCAAAGCUUUCGAUCCGUAAGCCCGGAUCUUCAUCAGUGCUAUAUUAUUAGCACUUACUUUACGGAUCGAAAGCUUUGCAGUAAUAAAUUUUAAUACGUGGUGUUUCCACAAACAAUAUUAUUUAUAUACGAUUGGUUGUGUUUCAACGCGGAUUGCUUUUUUUAGUCUCAUCAAACCUAAAUCGUACGAGCUAAACGUUCAACAACCAGGUGACAAUGUUAUUCAAUGUUAUAGUUUUUGUUCAAAACAUGCCUUUUGCCUUGUAAAAACUGUAAAAUAUUUAAAGAAACUUACCGAAUCUCGACGUUUUCAGAAAAGCUUUAAGCAACAAGAACGGCCAAGAACAGAUAUGGACAAACGCCAAAAGUUUAGCAGUCCGUAUAGUCUUUUUUUGUUAAGUUUUAGUCAACAAAUUUCACAAAAAACAAUCCUCACAUGGUCUGUUUCCGCAACAUAAAUGCAAUAUAAAAUUUUAUUCUCAAUAGAAUUCAAGGUAAGCAAGGUCACAGAGGAGAGAUAUACAGAAAGGAGACUGAUACUCGAUAAUAACCUCAAUUUUUGUAUCACGCGCGCCACGCAAAAUUCCCCAAAAUUUUCGCAGAAAUUUCAUAGCAAAAGAUAGGGAAAACGCCGUUCGAAAGGUGAAAAUCGCUUUUUUUAAAAAAAAAUGAGAUACCCAUGGAAAUGUUGUUCAAUAAAUUAUUUUUAUUGAUUUCCUUUUAUUAAAAGUGUUAAUAUAACAUUUUAUUUUGCAAAAGUUUUUUUUCCCUAUCUACUCCUUAUUAAAAUCGUGAAAUGCACUGGCUGGGAAUUUUAGAUGCUCAUGUAUAAAAAACAAAGCAGCGAAUGAUAUAAAUUCCUCAAAAUAUAACUCUUGCUUAAAAAAUAAACAUGAAUACUUCUAUAAUAUGUAUAGUUUUAUUCCUCUGCAUUGUCAAAAUGUAAUAAAAUAGAGAAUUAAUAUAAUUUUAUAUAGUUAAUAGACUGAAUAUAUUGGCGUGACAUAAUUUGCCGCGAGUUUCCUCUCUGUAUAUCUCUUCUCUGUGGCAAGGUAGAUACAUAUACAGAGCUGGAACCAUAUAAGCCCAAAAAUGCGUGUUAAAUUUUACCCUCGCGCGUGGCGCUCGUGGAAUGCAUCGAUUUAUUAUUAUUAUGUCAUAAUAUCUGCCUCGUACCCAGGCGUCUCUUUGUAAAAAAAACAGUGAUGCGCAUAUGGCGAGUUUACAUGAAGUAUUGUAAUGCCUUCCCAACAGCCUCUUCGCGCGUCGCCUUCCAGAAUACUUCAUGUAUUAUAAUUAUUAAAGCGCCUGGGUACGAGGCAGUCAUAAUAUCGUUUAACACGCAUUUUGGGCUGCCUAUGCUGGAACUGACCAUUGUAAACACUGCGGAAACUUACGUUUUCAUGUACCCACUUUUUUUCAGGAGACCGGACAAAAAAUGAUCAACUGCGCGUGCUCGGCAAGUUCCGCGAGCAGUUAAAGCGAGUCUCCAUCAUAGAUAUCUUAUAUACACUAGAUAGUGCACCUAAUUAUUCUGCAAUUCAAAGAUUGAAGCCGUGAUUGCAGAUAUUCCCAUGAAAUGAGAAGACUCGUAUGUUUUCUAAUUCUUAAACAGGGAACUUAAACAUUAAGUUAAACCUAUUCCACAUACAUUUUCAAACUAUUCAAAUAAUGAAAGUUAUUGUUGUUUUUUUAAGCGUUUAUUAGCGAGUGGGAAACUCCAGCAUGGCCGCCAUCUAUUCAAUUGGGGGUAACCGCUGGAAUAUUCUUGGCUUCAAUUUUACUAAAAGAGAUGCGCUAUCUAGUGUAGAUAUAAGAUAUCUAUGAUCGCCAUCCAAUGAGAUGCAUGCAACUAGUAACUUGCUGAGUAUGCGCACAAAAAGUGGCUACACUAGUUAUAACUCUGUAUAUGUAUCUACUCUGUGGUCACAGUGUGUGCGCAGCCUGAGUCACUCCCGACGAUCGGAGGUCCAAUUCCUGGAUGCUGCAAAACACGGCCAAACGAUGCGAAACCAGUUUGAAAAGUAAUUUCGCAAGCCAAAGUUGUCAGCCCCAGGCCGCUAAGCCGGAUUUAAGGUAGGAGGGUGCAGUGGUGGGCGGGCAAGAUUUUUAACCCCCGAAAUGAGGUUAAAUUUUAACCCAGAAUUAUGGUAUUUUAACCACAAAAAACGGAUUAUUUUAGACUUUUUUUUGUAACCCCUGAUUUGGGGGUUAAAAUAACACCUUGAAAAUA